Molecule: messenger RNA, 2210 nt
Organism: Syngnathoides biaculeatus (alligator pipefish)
Lineage: Eukaryota; Metazoa; Chordata; Actinopteri; Syngnathiformes; Syngnathidae
Product: tripartite motif-containing protein 16-like
Exons: 6
Coding region: 70-1515 (481 amino acids)
Molecular function (GO): zinc ion binding; protein binding
Source: RefSeq, a predicted model, not a curated record
UUUCACGCACAGGAGGAACUUUUGGCAGUUCCGGAAAAAUAAAGUUGACUCAGAUGAAGGACGACAAACAUGGCGACAAGCGGCGGCGAGAGCCGGGAGGAGCCCGGCGUCCCUUGCGACUCGUGCAUGGACGAGCCGGGCAGGGCCGUCAAAUCCUGCCUGACCUGCUUGGUGUCCUUCUGCGAGGAUCACCUCAGACCUCACCUGGAGAACGCCAAGUUCCAGAGCCACCGACUGGUGGAACCUUUACGUCACGUGGACGCGCGCACGUGUGACGUCCACCGUCUUCCGCUUGAGCGCUUUUGUCUGACGGACGGCCGCUGCCUGUGCUCGGACUGCUGCGGUCAGGACCACCAAGGUCACACCGCAACGUCUUUGGGGGAAGCGAGGGCUCGGAUCGAGAGUGAGAUGCGGAAAAAGCACCAGGAGAUAAAUCUGAGCAUCGUGGCCACAGACAAAGCAAUGGGGAAGCUGCGGAGCAACAACGACAGCAUGACGGCCGCGGUGCAGGAGGUGUCGGCGCAGGUGGACCAGCACUUCUCGAGACUUCAGGAGGCGGUGGCGGAGGCCAGGAAGCGGGCGGCGGAGCGGCUGGAGGGAGAGCGGAGACGAGCGCUGCGCCAGACGGAGGGCGUGGAGGCGCACCUGGAGCAGAGGAAGGCGGAGCUCAGCAAGACUUUGGCGAGGCUAAGCAAAGCGCUGCGGUGCGAGUGCGACGUCGCCUUCCUGCAGGAGUACUCAGAGUGGAAGGAAGGAGUGGAGGAUGUUUGUUUUCCUAAUGUCAGCGUGACCCGUUUGGACCAUGUAAACUCUUACGUCCCGGUGGUAGCCAGCGUCACGCGAGACUUGCGUGACCUGAUACUGACCUCCUACGACGAGAAACUCAGCGCCAUUUCUCAAGGCAGCCUGUCCCAGACGCCGCACGUUUGGUUGCCUGUUCCGAAGACCGCGGAAGACUUUUCGAAAUAUGCAAAGAAUUUGACCUUUGACCCGGACACGGUGCACAACUUCCUGCGUCUAACAGAGGACAACACCAAGGUCACCAACACCAGCCCCUGGCAGCACAGCUACGCGGAGCACCCGGAUCGCUUCGAGCACUGGCGCCAGGCGAUGACGUCACAGAGCGUCUACGAGGGCCGCCACUACGCCGAGGCGGAGCUGAGCGGCGAGGGGGCGCACGUGGGCGUCACCUACAAAAGCAUCGAGCGCAAGGGCCAAGAAAGCGCCGGCUGCAUCACCGCCAACGACUUCUCGUGGUGCGUCGGGAGGAACAGCCGAGGACUCUCCGCCUGGCACGCCGGCGUGGAGACGCCGGUGGAGGCGGCCGACGUGACGAGAAUCGGCGUGUACGUCGACUUCCGCGCCGGCCACGUGUCGUUUUUUCAGGCGAACGGCGCCAUGAGGCUGCUUCACAAGUACAACGCCAAUUUCAUUGAGCCGCUGUAUCUUGCGGUGUGGCUCUCAAAGAAGGAAAACGUCGUUUGUUUGGUGCAUACCAAAAAUAUCAUUUUGUAAAGGAUCAUCUGCCAAUUUCUGAACAUCUGUGAAGGGUUUUACACUCCCUUGUGAUGUCGCAGUUGGGCUAAUUUACUUAAUAGCUAUCUUCAGGGAAGAUCCAGAGCUACUUUCAAGUGACGGACAGGCUUUGACGAUGCACACAAGUGUAGCGUGUGAAGUUUUGCCACCAUGACUGAAAAAUGAAAAGAAAACCCAAAAAGUAAUCACACGUUGUCACGCGCUCCAUAAACAUAAACACUUGAAGAGUGUCUUGUCUUGGUAAAAUUUAUAUAUAACUUAUAAAGAAUACUGUCAUUUUGUCUAAUAAAUUGUGGAUAGCUCGCCAACUAGUAGAGUAAAAUCAAAUCUAAAAAAAAUUUGCAUUUUUGUAGUGUUGUGAGUUGACAAAAUGUCUGAAGAUACAAAUAUAACUUCAUUAAAAUCCAGUGUGUGUGUGUGUGUGUGUGUGUGUGUGUGUGUCUAUAUAAAUACAUAUAUUCUGAUUUGUGGACCCUAGUAGUGAGCUAGUUAAUGAAUGCAUCAUACAAGUAAAUUUUUUAUCAAAUUGAGUUUUCAGAGUAUAUUAACUUGACAAGAUUUUGAAAGAUGAAAAAUGGUAAUGCAUAUAUUUUUAAAUGUUUUUAGCAGAGUGCUUGCAAAUGACUUGAUGGAUAUAGACAGUGUCAUAAAUAAACAUUUAAAACAAAUUGCAU